AUGGGCUCCAAGAAGCGGUCGCCGCAGCAUCCCGCCUCCCCAGCCGGCGGCGAGGUCGGCGCCCAGACGGCGGGCAAGGCCACGCCGGUGACGGCGGCGCCGGAGUCGGCGCCCGUGGCGGUGGUGCCGAAGCCUCCGGACGUGGCGCCCUUCCUGACCAAGGUCUACGACAUGGUCUCCGACCCGGCCACCGACGCGGUCAUCUCCUGGAGCGCCACCGGCGGCAGCUUCGUGAUCUGGGACUCGCACGUUUUCGAGCGCGACCUGCUGCCGCGGCACUUCAAGCACAACCACUUCACCAGCUUCAUACGCCAGCUCAACACCUACGGAUUUCAUAAAGUUGAUCCAGAUAGAUGGGAAUGGGCGAAUGAAGGUUUUAUUAAGGGCCAAAAACAUCUUCUGAAGACCAUCAAGAGAAAGAAGAAAUCCUCUCAGGAUGUACCUAGUGAUCUGCAGUCGGUGCCUGUCAAAACUGCACCUGGCACUGAGAAUAUUGAGAUAGGAAAAUAUGGUGGCCUUGAAAAGGAGGUUGAGACACUUAAGAGGGACAAGGCCCUUCUAAUGCAGCAGCUUGUAGAUCUGAGGCAGUACCAGCAAUCAUCCAGCCUUGAAGUGCAGAAUUUAAUUCAACGCCUCCGUGUGAUGGAACAGAACCAGCAGCAGAUGAUGGCACUUUUGGCAAUAGUUGUCCAGAAUCCAGAUUUCCUCAACCAGCUCGUGCAGCAGCAGCGCAGGAGUAACUGGUGGAAUGAUGAUGGUAACAGGAAAAGAAGGUUCCAAGCUCUGGAACAUGGUCCUGUAGAUGAUCAGGAGACUUCUGGUGGAGGCGCGCAAAUUAUUCAAUAUCGUCCUCCUGUUCCUGAAACUUCCAAUCAACCAAUACCAGCCAAUGAAGUUAUUUAUUCAACCCAUGCACAACCAGUUUCGAGCCCUGCACAACCAGUUUCAAGCCCUGCACUUGAGAUGCCCAUGGAUGUAGAAAUGACUUCAAACAAUGUUGAUACCCUUGAUUCAACUGGGAAUGAUUUUACUGACACCUCUGCUCUAUGUGAAUGGGAUGACAUGGAUAUAUUUGGUGACGAGCUAGAGUACAUUCUUCAACAGCCAGAGCAGAACUUUCAAGUGGACCCUCCUCUAACAGUUGAAGAUUAUGGUUAUGAUCGUCCACGGCUAGAGCAGGACUGUCAGAUGGAAGCACAACAGGAUUGCAAAAAUCCUCAAUAUGUUGCAACUUGUAAGUUGCAACUAGCAAUGUGGUUCCCGUUACUGAUGUGGCUUCAGUUUCUGCAGAUUUGUGAUGAACAGAAUCUUGAGACUGGCAGGGGUUGCUAUUUUGAGGCUGGAGGUGUGCUUAAACUGGGAACAUCCCUUACUGUUGCCUUCAAAAUGGCAUUGGAAACUUGGGCUUCAUGGGUGAAAGAGAGAAUCGAUCUAAGGCGAACACGAGUAUUCUUCCGCACAUAUGAACCGUCUCAUUGGAGAUUGCCCCGCAGCUGGUGGUUUCCAAUUGUUCCACUUCGCCGCCUUGUCCUGCUGUUCAACACAUUGUCCCUUACAAUAGCUGUGGACUCCAUGCCCUUUGGUAUCUCAAGGCGCUUUUCUCCAUGCCAUCCUCACUUCUCCUUGUGUUUCCUCUACGAUAAGUGCUCUCCUUGCAAGCGCCGGGGCCAGGAGGCUGCUGCUAAUUUCUUGAACAUAUCGAUGUUGACCAUCUCUUCAAAGUGCCUUGGUCAAGGAGAACAUUUAAUGAUAGCUGAGUUCUCGUUGUCCAGUGAAAUUGCUCCAAGUGUAAUUUUUCUGCAUGAGUGUGUCCGAAAUGCUGGCUGA
Miscanthus lutarioriparius is the source of this 1827-nucleotide messenger RNA. Lineage: Eukaryota; Viridiplantae; Streptophyta; Magnoliopsida; Poales; Poaceae. The record is from the annotation of a GenBank genome assembly.